Botrytis byssoidea is the source of this 769-nucleotide messenger RNA. RefSeq lists its product as uncharacterized. Gene Ontology annotation, biological process: protein transport to vacuole involved in ubiquitin-dependent protein catabolic process via the multivesicular body sorting pathway. The record is from RefSeq and is a predicted model, not a curated record. Bases 1 to 582 code for a protein of 193 amino acids. The transcript is spliced from 2 exons. Gene Ontology annotation, molecular function: structural molecule activity; protein homodimerization activity. NCBI's taxonomy places the organism in Eukaryota, Fungi, Ascomycota, Leotiomycetes, Helotiales, Sclerotiniaceae. Gene Ontology annotation, cellular component: ESCRT II complex.
AUGAGUACUCUUCACACUCAAACUUCUGUCACCUCUGCCAAAACCUUUAAAUUUCCGCGCGAACAUUCUUUUCCUCCCUUUUUCACCCUCCAACCUACCUCUUCGACUCUCCAUGCGCAACUGCGCAAAUGGAGCGAUUUAAUCCUUUCCUAUUUUGCGUUUCAUCGUUUGUUUCGUCUUACGGUUUCUACAUUGUUAUCUUCCGAGUUAUUCAGAAAUGAGAGGAUCAAUAGGAGAUUGGAUGAAGAAGGUUUGAGAGAGGUAUUGGAGUUUAUGAGAAAGGAGGGGAGAGUGGAGUGGAUUGGCGGAGGGGGGAAUGGGAAAGUAGGUGGAGAUAUAUGUUGGGUUUGGUGGAGGAAGGUAGAUGAAUGGGCGAGAGUUAUUGAGGAAUGGGUGGAUGAGACGGGCCAGAGAGGGAGUGUAUUGACACUUUAUGAGUUGGUUGAGGGAGAGGGAGGCAGGGGUGCUGAAUUCCACGGGUUAGAUACGGAAAUAUUACAAAAAGCAUUGGCGAUACUGGUGAAGAGGGGAAAAGCUCAAGUUUUCGGACAGGAAGAUCAACAGGGUGUAAAAUUCUUUUGAGCCAUAGGAACUUUCCAGAAUUCAUACAAGGCUAGGAUCCAAAGUCUUAUACCAUGCGUUGCGGGACGAUUGAAAUAAGUGUCGAGGAUUGAUCAAUUCUUUGAGUGGGAGCAUUCCGCAUUUGCAUUCGCAUAAGGAGGGAGGAACCAUUUUACUGAAGCUUCUUUCCCCUUUUGAAUCUUCAAUA